This is a messenger RNA of Didymodactylos carnosus, 1230 nucleotides long. The record is from the annotation of a GenBank genome assembly. Lineage: Eukaryota; Metazoa; Rotifera; Eurotatoria; Philodinida; Philodinidae.
AUGAAUUCAUCCGAUGGAUAUCAAAUUGAUGAUGUUCAUUUAGAUUUGCGUGACAUUGAACGUACACUUCGAACAUCGUUUACACGUGAUCCAUUUGAACAUUAUGCUAAUGGUAUUUGUGGUGUGGUAUUUUGUAUAUUGGGUAUUAUUAGUAAUGCGUUGAGUUUUUCCGUAUUAAUACGUCGCACAAUGAAAUUAUCGACAUAUGUUUAUUUAGCUGGAUUAUGUUUAAGUGAUUUUACAGCAUGUGUCUGUUUAUUACCAUUAUGUUUGCUUGAUGCAUACCCAAUAUCCAUACUUGAAUAUGAAUUACCAAAGACAUACAGUAUGUCACGUUUUUUAAUCAUAACGGGUGUAAUUAGUACAACGGCGAGAGCUGUCAGUGUUUGGCUAUGUUUUGCUUUCACUAUAUGUCAACCAUUUAUCGGUCCACAGUAUUGUACAAUGAAAAAUGCACGUUAUGUGACAGUUUUUAUUAAUUUACUCGGUUUAUUAUAUGCACUACCAUUACUAUUUGAGUAUGAACCAGUUGAAGUUGUCUUAUUUAAUAUGAAAAAAAAAAUUUAUCGUCAACAAUUGACAGCACUCGGAAGAAAUGGAACGUUUCGAUGGAUUUAUGUUACAAUAAAUGCUUGUGUAGUAUAUAUUAUUCCGUUGAUGACAAUAGCUAUAUUAAAUAGACAAUUAUUGACAGCUAUACGUUUAUUAGAAAAACGUUCCGAAGAAAUUAAUGCUCCACUACCAUCUAAACAAGGUGUUACAAUUAUGUUAAUUGCUACUACAGUUUGCCUUGUUCUAUUUCGUUUACCAUUAUUAUUAUUAUCAAUUUUAUGGUUAGUUAAAGCAAGUUUAUUUUUUGAAGUAAAAACAAAAAUGCCAUUGAGACGAUUUCAUACAGUGGCAAAUACAGCUGCUAUUUUUAAUGCUGCAACAAGUUUUAUACUCUUCAUUGUUUAUGGUACAAAAUUUCGAUUAGAAUUUACAAAAAUUUAUUGCUGUUAUUUUAAUAAUAGGACAAAAUCAAAAAAGAAAAAUAAACAUCAAUGUGAUGGUGAUGUUGAUCAAAAAUUGUUACAAGAUGGCAUAGAUAAAGCAAAUAACAAUGGAACAAUAGUCCAUGUUGCACAUACAUCACAUAGUAGUAGUGUUGUGAGUACAUCAUUAGUAAAAACGUUAUCAACAACUAAAUCCAUAUCACCAUUUAAAAAUUUUAGAAAAAAGCCCAAAUAA